This is a messenger RNA of Aspergillus fijiensis CBS 313.89, 2400 nucleotides long. Its product is annotated as Lectin C-type domain protein. Bases 126 to 1928 code for a protein of 600 amino acids. The record is from RefSeq and is a predicted model, not a curated record. The transcript is spliced from 2 exons. NCBI's taxonomy places the organism in Eukaryota, Fungi, Ascomycota, Eurotiomycetes, Eurotiales, Aspergillaceae.
CCCUUCUCCACUGCUGCAUCAUCAACUCAUGCUUUGUCGCAUGUAGCUCCAAAUCCAACGGUCAUGCCGACUUUUCCAUCGCGCAAUCAGCCUCUCCGCUGUCCGCGGCCUAUAGUCACGCAUCAAUGAAGUUCGAUCCCGAUAUCAUUCUCAAUGCGACGCAGUCGGCUGUCUUCCUGAGCGAAAGAGACGUCGCCGGCCAGAUCCCGCUGAAUUUUGUCACCACCUCAUCCGUCUCCCUGCGCGCAGCAUGCUUCAGCAACAAUAUCUAUGACGAAGAUGCGGCGGGGCGAUGCAUCUCGAACCUACUCACGGUCGGAUAUCGUCGCCUAAUCGUGGACCUGUACUGGUCCCCCGACGAACGCAAAUGGCUGCUUUGCCCAGUCUCAAUACCCCAGGACGCGACGGUCGUCAGUGUCUCCGGCACCGCGACUGAGACCGCGACCGCGACUGCGACCGCGAUUAAUGCCGCGCAGGCGACCGUCACCGCGACGGCUAGUUCCUCGGGGUCGCUGCUCUACGAGCUCGGCUCCUACCGGUGCACCACCAAGGUCGACCUCGACGGGCUGAUCGACGUGCUCCGGGGCCUGUUCCAGCGCACCAGCACCGAGCUGACCGCAUACAUCCGCUUCGUCACAUUCAACCUGCACGCCGCCGCCAGCGCCGCGCACCCGGACGAAGCCGCCUCGGAGCUGACCGGCGGCCAACUGCCGACGGGCUCGGACACGCUCAACUCCAUCUUCGACCACCAGCUCUCCUCGUACGUCUACACCCCGUCGGAGCUCGCCUCGGAGCGCGCCAACCUCAACGAAUCCUGGUACGAGGUGGACGACAGCUACAAGCCGAUCGCGGACUACUUCACCGUGGACUCGGACGCCAAGGGCAUCCAGAGCACGCCGGACGGGUGGCCGUGCGGGAAGUUCGUGCAGCUGGCGCGCGAGAAGCGGCUGCUAGUGGAAUACGGCACCGUCGACCCGCAGCUGCAGGGGUACGACCUGUCCGCGGCGCACAGCCUGAUCUUCCCGGCGCACUACCUGUCCUCGACGAUCUCCAUAUCCGUCGACGCGGCGGGCCAGCUCGACUCGACCUGCUACUACGUGCCGGGCGCCGCCGGUAUCGCGGACGCCAACUCCUCCUGGGCGAUCUCCGACUACAUCCCGAUCCCGACCGGACAGUCGCGCAAUGCCACCAUCCAGGAGAUGUCGGCGGUCUCGGUCAACCUAACGGCGUGCGGCCUGACCCCAUCGCUGAACGACACGCUCUUCAACACCACCGCCGCAGACACCAUCACCCCCUACGAGCAGCUCUCCAUGGCCACCUCGUGGGCCUGGUCCAUCCACCAACCCGCCGACACCUCAACAUCAUCCUCAGACUCCGACUCAGACACCUCCACAAACAACCACUGCGCCGUCAUGGACCUCACCCUAGCAGGACACUGGCGCGCUGUCAACUGCAGCCUCACGCGCCACGCCGCCUGCCGCCUCGGCACCGCCCCGUUCACCUGGCGCCUGUCCGCGACGGCGCACUCCUUCGCCGACGCCUACGACCACGCCUGCCCGCCCAACACCUCGCUCUCCGUCCCGCGCACCGGCGUCGAGAACUCCUUCCUGUACCACUACCUCCUCACGCAGUCCGACGUCCUCGACCCCGCGGCCACGGCCACCACCAAAACAGAAGUCUGGCUGGAUCUCAACUCCCUCGACGUCACCUCGUGCUGGGUGACGGGCGGGCCCGACGCGGGGUGUCCGUACGCGGCCGACCCCGGCGAGCUGGAGCGCCGCACCGUGCUCGUGGCCGCCAUCGCCGGCAUCGUCAUCUGCAUCAUCGCCGCCUUGACCCUGUUCGUGAAAUGUAACGCGAACCGCCGCAAUUCCCGCCGGAAUAAGCGCGUCAUCAAGGGGUGGGAGUAUGAAGGCGUUCCUUCUUGAGAUGCUCCAUUGCUCCCCCUAAAAUCUAGAAGGGGAUGUAUUCGACACAUCUUUUAAUAUUUUCUUCAGCCUUUAGGUACCAUGUACUUAUUUGUUGCUUUAUCUUUCUUUUUGUACAACUUUCAUUGCUGGAGUACCCAGCUGUACAUAUGUGUAUUACAAAUGUUCCAGAUAUCUCAUCGAUAUGUUCUUCCAUUCCAUUUUUGUUCCUGCUGUAAUCCAGCUAGUAUGGACGUCUGUACACUACUUACAAUACGCAACACAAGGGGUACCUAACGGAGUAUCACAGCCAAGCGGGAAUUCCCAUCCAUCAAAGCAAAUCAAAUCAACCAAUCAUAAUCCACAUAGAUCGUCAUAAUCCAUCCAAAUCAACAACCCGUCGAGUCAUGAAGAAAAAUAUCACAAGGAAACCCUCCCGUAAGCACAAAUAAUUACAAACCACAUCACGUCACAGGAUACAAUCCCCCACAAC